AAAAUAAAAACAACCGGAGAUCACUUAAGCUGACAGUUUCUCGUUCAAUUUCAGGCGUUCUCACCUUUAAUCAAAGUUAACCUGCGGUCAGGUGGAGGCCGACGUGUCCGGGAAGUGUCCCUGGAAAGUUUGAGCCUGCGGGCGGCACCGCGAUGGCAAAAUAUCAGCCCGGAUCGGUUUCCUUGGCAUAGGUCACGUGACUAAUUGGAAAAUAUUCUCGGUGCAAAAUGGCUGAUGAAGAACAGUGGUCGAUGUGCGAAGACGGCUGUCUCAACGUGCACACCGACCCCAAGGCCAUUAUUUACCACCCCAACCUUAACGUCAUCCUUCUGGUGUCCAACUCGCACGAGGUUUUCGUCAUCGACGUCAACACAGGGGCCAUCCUGCACCGCAGUUGCUACACGGGUUCGUCUACGAGUUGUCUUCAGGGCGCGUAUCUCUCAGGGCACGACAAGCUGCUGCUCACCGAUGGCUGCAAUGUCGGCCUCCGCAGUGAUUAUAGUGGUGUUCUGCUGCUGGACAGUAUUCUGCAGCCACCUGUCAUCCAAACGCAACAAAAAGUUCGAGUGGAGCUACCACUAUCUGAGGCCCUCAUUCUUCACAAGGCCCUGACACAAAUGUCUGAGCUGCCUGGGGCAGAUCAGUUCAUCCACGAAGUCACCCAACAACUCUCGUCGCAGUUCCACCAGUCACAAAACCAGCAGCUCCCCAGCAGCAAGGCGGCAAAAUGGAGAUUCAUCAGUCUGGAAAUGCCUGCCGGGUCUCUGUGGCUAGUCUGUUCUGGUCUCGCUCAGGAAUUGAAACGGCAGGGUCGGCAAGUGCCUGCCAUGACGGUGGCCUCUGCCCUUUGUGAAAGACUGAGCACCCUGGCGCACCAGGAGGCCUUCUCGUUGCUGGGCACGAGUGAGGGUUCUUCGACGCCCUACCGAGCGCUCAUGUUCAGCGAAGCUGCUCGCAGGGCCACUUUCUCCAAAUGGCCUCACAUGAAUUACAAAUGGGCAUUGCCAGAACAAAUGGCCCAGGCAGGGUUUUACCACCAACCAAACAAGAUGGGUGAUGACCGUGCAUUGUGUUUCACUUGCAAUGUGUGUCUGGUUUGUUGGGAGCCGACGGACGAACCUUGGUCUGAGCACGAGAGGCACUCGCCUUCGUGUCCUUUUGUCAAAGGAGAGCCCACACAGAACGUUCCUCUUUCAAUUUCAUAUGCCACGCAGCCAGCAGUGAAAGUCUCAUCCAGUUCAGCCUCUUUGCCGGUUGAGCAUGUUGGUCCAUCUUCAGCCAGGGACUUGAUCGCUACUAGCUCCAAGCAGGGACAGAUCACAAUUUGGAAUGUAGCCCGAAAGCUCAAGGAGGAAGCUAGCUUUAGUGUGAAUGCAAAGCACGAAGUGAUUCAGGAAGCAGUGAGAUACAAAUUGGCAACAUCAACUCCUAAAUUGAAAGAGGCAUGGACUGAGAAAAGUGAACUCUGUGAUCAAGAAAACAUAGUUAGCAGUGAAGCUACUUCCAUUGAGGCAGAAGUAACUGCUCUUUGCAUAGCCGCUCUAGAAAGGGAAAAACUGAGCAAAUCGAGUUCAUGCCUUGUGGUUGGCGCUCUCAUGCAUCAUGGUGAGGGGACCUCAUCCUCUAUGGUGCAAGCAAUGAAUUACGCAAACCAGGCGUCCAGUUUUGAAGAAGAAGGCAAGGAAGAUGCUUGCGCAUAUCUGUUAGUUUACGACCUGCACUACUCAGAACAGAAGCAGUCGGACAACAACAAAAACAACAAGGACGCUAAAAAGAACAAAAGCAGUCGACAGGAUUUGUACACCGACUCAACCUUCCUAAAUCACAUUUUGUAUGAAAACUUUGGUGUGCCUGUUAUUGAAGACAGCAGUGCUGAUGCGGACAGCAUUGAAGACCCAGUAGAACUGCACCCUCCGCCGAACACCUCAGCAGUCAAGUUUGUUUCCGACAAUUGUCUGCCUAGCAUCCAACGCCCAAUGGACAUACCUGACGAAACUUUAGAGCCUGUUCUGCUCCAGUGCAUCGAACUACCAGAAAAGGUGCGAAAAAGCAUGGUGGUGACCAGUGUCCAGCCAACCCGUGACGGAAACCACCUCCUGGUGACCUUGGGAGUGCCCCAGGCCAAGGAGGCUGUGGCCUCGGCAGACUAUCAAGGCGUCGAAGAGUGUCAGCUUAUCAAUUCAAUUCAGAACUCGAUUCACUCUAUGUUGGGUGGAGAGGCAGACAAGAACACAUGGGCUGCCAUUGUGGGUAAGGGAGGGUCAAUUGUCUUUGACACCAGUCAGACCAUUGCAUACAAACACAUCGACUUUGAAUCUGACGACAAGAGCAACCACUUUGGAGAAAUUCUACUCGGAAAGGAUGUGAAGAAGUUGGAAGAGAUGCCCAAAGCUCAGGAACAACCUGACACCGCUGUUGAGCAGCAGCCCUUUGGCGCCGUUCUUCUGUAUGCCCUUGACGGAACAGACAGAGUAGUGGUCGAGCAGCCUCUGCUUUGGAGGUUUUUGUCAUCAAGUUCUAUGCAAACUUUGCUGCUCCCAUGUAGUGAGAAAGAAGGGGACGGUGAUCUCAAAAGCAAAGAACCGCAAGGUCUGGCAGCCAUCGUGUGCAGAGACGGCGCUGUUCGAGUGUUGGACAUUGCCUCUCUAAGCACGGUUGCCACAGCAAAACCAUCUCAGAUGAACGCAAAAUUCGUCUCUGCCACCUACUGCAAUAGCCUGGAGCAAUUGUGUUUGUGCUCGGACGCUGGAAAGUUGCACUUCUUCACUUUGGCUGUGCCUGGAGCAGAGCCUAUCGAAGAAGAGUCUGACCAAAUCCUGUACCUGAAUUCUUCAAAAGUAGACGCCGUGGACUCUGCAAUGCCUGGGACCUCCUCUGCAGUGGAUCUUCUAGCAUAUCAGCCCACCACCCUGAGUAGUCUGCGAACAAUGCAGCAGCUGACAAAGUGCGUCAACUUGACUCCUUGUUUUACUGCAAAUGCACCAGCCUGCUGGAGUGAAAUGAUGCAGGCGCAGAAGCAGAGACGCCACCCACAACACCUACAGCAGGGGGGCGAAGAACUGCACCAUACUAGGACCUGGAGACUUCAGCAUGAAAACUCAACAUGGGAUGAGCAUGUUUUUGAGCUCACCUUGCCUCGGAGUUGUUGCGUAGGCCACGUAGAUGUUAAAUUCUCCCUCCACUCUCUGCCUUCAAUGGCUACUGAAAUCCAAGUCACUCUCCUCAAACUUAACUCUUCGGGAAUCGGCAAGAAAGAUAAACCCGGUAGUCGAGCUGUCGAUGAUGGAAUCAAUUUUAAAUUUUCUGGCAAUCCUGUCACAAGUGAGGAGUACUCAAGUGAGCACAACACGGAAGUUUUGUGUGGUCCUGUUAAUAUGAUGUCCUCCCUGGACUUGAGUGGAUUAAGCGGCAUUGUGACGCUCACAAGUCCUGCACUGCUCGUCACCCGCAGUCGUACCUUACUCAUUCAUAUCAAAGCCAUAUUUGCACCUAGUGAUAAAUCAAUGAGUUCAAAAAAGGAUGACAGAGCCGCGCUGAAGAGGGGCCGGACGGAACUGAAGGGAAUCAAGGAGCAACUACUAAAUGCAGACCAAAAGAUUGACCUCAGCUACACACAAGCACCACCAAGACCAAGUAGCAGCUCUCAGAGCAAAAAGGAAAUGAAGGGUUGUGAUUACUUGCAUGAAAUUUCAAUUACGAUUAGAAGAUCCUGCAGAACAUCAAUUCCAAAUGAGAGGUCCCAAAGAAAGGGAAUGGUCGAGUCUUUAUCUUUCAUCGAAAGGCUGAUUGGAGCUGCCUGCCUGCAAGGGCCGGAGAACAACUCCAUGACACAAAGCAUAGCCCUAGACAUUCUAAUCUGGAUUUGCUCAGUGAAACUAGCACGAUACAGAGGCCCACAAAUUGAUCACCAAGCCAGUCAGGUGGAGUUGGUCCAGCUUAUUGAGAAAAACAUGGAAUCUCUUGUCCUCAACUGUCUCUUACUUUCAAAUAGAAGUCUGGCCCACAAAUUUGCAAAACUCUGCGUAAUUUGCAGCGAGGGUUUGAAAAAUGCAAUGGACUCUCCAUCUCCCACCUUUGACAACACCCUUCUGAAUGCUUUGCUGAAUGCACUGCCUAUGGUUCCAAGAGCUCAGUCGUCCGGUGCACUGCACUGGUUUUUCAUGAUGCUCAGUCGCAAGGCGCUGCUAAACCCAACCACCACUGGUCAAAAGUGCAUGACCCUUCUGCAGCAAGUUGCAACGGAGCUUAGUUCAAGGAGCAGCCCAGAACACAUGUUGCUCAGAACAAGGUUCGGUCUUUAUGGAUUGCCUCUGGAACCUCAGAUUUUCGACGCUGAACUUCCACUACAGCAGUGCAAAUCUUCAUCUAUCCCCUUGUCUUAUGCCACAAUUGUUUCUGGAGAGGCUAGCAUGAACACCUAUCAGAAUAUGGCACCAAGCAAUGGCUUUUCUGAGCUGAAAAAUAUGUUCACUGGUACCAACAUAGGAGCAAGUAUGAUAUCCGAGAAUCAAAUGCGCGGCCUCCUUGAAACUCAACCUUUGCACUUCACUUGCCAUGCUGCAAGCGACGGCACCAAAUUGGAAGCGCUUCCCUCUUCAGACGGCAUGUACAUGAACAGUGUGUGGGAAUCUGAAGGCUUUUCCUUCUCGGAUAUGCACCAGUCGGACGAAGAAAACUCGAUUGGAAAUCUGGCCAUGCUCCCAUGGCAGCAGUUGCUGUCACCACCCACACAGCAAACACUGGUCAUUGAGCGGAUGCACUCGGGCGCCAGACGCUUUGUGGUGCUCGACUUUGGCGCCACAGUUGCCCUGACCGAUCUCUUCAUCCCUGCGUGUCCUGACCUGGUGUCUCUGUCCAUUGACUACUGGGUCAGUGCUGAGGAGACUGAUGGUCAGCGUUUAGUGGUGGCCUCCGACAUCGGCACCAAAUCUCUCACCCUGAGUGAUUUGCAGCCGCAGCCCCUGUGCCGCUACCUGAAGGUGACCACAAUCGGGAGGUAUGGAAUGAGCACUGCCCGCUGCAGAAUUCCCGUAGGUCAAUUUUAUGGACACAUGGUGUUAGUUCCUCUUGAGAACUGUGAUGAAAGUGUCAAGAAUGAUGACCAGCUGCACAAGCACUACCAAGCGAUUUUGCAAGCGCUUAUUGAAGACGCGCAGUGCCGACACAGUUUGGCUUCGGCCAAAUUGAAAGGACUCCUGGCACCCUACUUGCAGGUAGAACAGUCUAGCAUUUCUCACCUUUACAACUUCUUGAGACCAACGGUUGCUAACUCGAUGGAGCACCUUGACGAACAAAAGAUCAUCAACGCUUAUCAGGAAUGUAUUGCUUUUCAAAGACAACUGAGUAUUGUGAGGCACGUCCUCAGCAGACUGAGAUCAGCUGCCUCCAUGGAGCCCCGCUAUUUGGACAGCAAAGCGCAGCAGGUUCUUAGUGAGGCCUGCACUGACAAGUUAAGAAUCAUGUCAGACUGCCUUUUAGACACUUUGUUAGGAAUCGCCCAUGAGUCAGGAUCAAAUAGGGGUCUUGCCCUCCAACUGAACCAAAAGUCGUGUUUAGACCUGUUUCAACCUCUCUGUGUGGGAACAGAGUCACACACCCAACUUGCGGCAUGCUCCCUUCUUGUCAGGGGAUGCGGCCUGCAGCCAUGGUGGGGAGAUUUUUUGGCUGACAGCCUUGUUCAGCUUUUCGGAUCAGGGCCCCUUGCUUCAAUUUUUCCAUUGGACAGGGUAUUCAUGCUGCUCACUUAUUUGGGAAGAAAGUCCCUCCUCAGCUCACCAAAGAGUAGUGUUUUGGAAAGUGUUUUGCUAGCUCUGGGAAAACUUUUGAAACCCAUUCACGAAGCUAAAGGAUACAAAAAAGCGCAACUGGAUUUGUCACUCAUUGGAUGGCUUCUGCUUUAUUUAUCUUCCUGUUUAGACGUCUGUCUUCCCGAGGACAAAUCAGAUCAAGGUGCAAGCAGUGCUGGAGCCAAUCCUGGUGGCAGCAACCGCUGGACUUUCAUUCAAGGCUACGAAGCCAUGCAGAAACACCUGGCCAGCUGGAACAAAUCUUCGUCCAGCAGAUGCUACAGUAGGAAACUUCAGAAACGCCUCAUGCACCACUCGCAGCAGUUAAAAGAACUUGAAGCUGCUAAGAAAGCGUACCAGUCGUCCACUCAAGCUCUCUCGGCACUUUCGACGCAAGCGGCUACAUUGUCUAGCAAAUUGGAAGCUGCUCUCAAAGCGCAGGAGCAAUUUUUGAAAAAGACUGUCCAACAACACACUUUGAAACAGCGAUGGAGGGAAAUGUCCCAAGCUUGGAGGAUGGAACGGGGCUCUUCAGAGGCUGGCAGCAGUUUGGGAGGAGCAGGAUGCUCAAGAAUUUCCGAAGAUCCAACAGAGUCUUAUCCUUACAUUGGCCUUUUGCCUCAAGCGCUCAGCCUCCCGGUCGCUCGAGGACUGGUGUCCUUGAUUUUAAACAUGGACUUCACUUGCAAUUCUGACCUCUUCCUCCUGGCCUGCAAGGUCCUCUCUGGCAUAAUAAGUUGUGCUCGACCCUCAAUCACCCUGAACAUGCUUAUGACCGAUGACGAACUCCUGCAAUUUGUUCAAUUGGCUGUGAAGUGUGAAGGUGGCUCUCGGUCUCUCUGGGGAGGACCUUGGGUGUCUCACGCCAUUUCGUGCCUCCUUCAGGAUCUCUUGGAAGCAAGACCUUCUGGUCUUGAGAUGAAAAGUAGAGAUGCCAGUCCGAGUGAUGACAGUCUCGAAGCCCCCCAGAGCGAGGCCACAAUGGAAGGAGAAAGUCAAGAUGACAGUGUAGUAACUGGGUCAAGUGCGGAACCAACGAAACCUCUCGACAACAUGAAAAUGCCAUCUCUGCUGGAGUCCGAGGAUAGUGAGCUAGAUGACACUCUGGAGGAUAUUUGGAUUCGUGGCAAAUACUUGCUGAGUCGUAAAGGAAGUACUCAGCGUACGGUACCAAGCAUGUCUUCAACUACUGCUAUGGAUGCCAGACUGGAGUUUGGUUUUGAGUGGAAUUCAGAGGUGAUUCUGAGGAGGCUGUCAACACAAAACACCCACAAUUUGUCAGCAAGCAUUUUGUCGUCUCUCCAACAAACAAAACACAUACAGACUGCUGGCAGUUGGGACAAUUCCCUAGUGCCAAUGUGCCCAGACAACAUAAGCCUCGGUGGAAGUAGCAACAGUGAAACAAUGAUGUCUAGUUGUUUUGAAAGAAUAUUCUGUGACCUUCAACUUCAGCCGCAGUCUGUAAGUCUGGAACAAACUCUGCAGUUGUGGCACACGCUGGCGCAACAGAGUCCCACUUUUGAUUCAACUGCCAUUCCCAUUCUCCAGUUGAACCGUCCUGCUGUUGUCGGACUGAUGUCUGCUCUUGUUUGGAGUCCAAAUGUUUCUCUUUGUACCUGGGCUUUGGCCUUCCAAUGCCUUACCCUUACCUCAAAUCAGCCAAAGACUGAUGACUGGAAAGUUAGCUAUGUUAUUGAGGACCCAAAUUUCAUCAGAAUGCUGCGGAGAUUCCUCUCGGGAGAUGGAGCAGUUGACCAUGCUGGCUCUAUGGUGUGUCAAAAUCUGAACCAGCUCUUGGUGCGAUUGCUGACCUUGUCUGAAAUCGAGGACUUCUCCAGCUCAUCCACAAUGAAAGAGGAAAUGCUGAAGCUCCUUUUGGAACUUGUGUCUCCACACGGAGCCAUUGAGUUGAAGCACGGACCACUUGACGCUCAGUGCACCCUUCUCGAGUUUCUUCUCAAACUCAACUACGAAACAGUCAACUUGGCUAUGCUAAAGAACCUCUGCGAAUCUGUCAGCAGACUGGUCUACUGGACUUUCCAAAACACGCAAAAUGUUGAGUGUCGCAAGUCCUCUCAUGACUCUCCAAAUGCAAACUCCGCAUCAAGGUGUUUCGGCAGUUUGUUUUCCUCAGUGCUCGGAACAGAGCCACCAGUUAAUAAAAGGGCAAAUAAAAAUGCAUUGGAGUGCAACUUACUCACCCUGACAACAAAACUCAUUCUUUCAACCACUGGUUGCAAACAUGACAGUGCAAAUAGAGACGGCUUGAGCAGCAAAUCUGACGAGGAAAAGGAAAGCUCUAAAGUCGAGUCUCCCGUCAAAGCAACAAGCCAAAUUGAUUCAAUUCUUGAGGACGAAGCAAGCAUCAUGAGACUGAUGACGGCUUUGGCCAACUGCAACAUCAACACCAUGGCCUUGGCUUUUGCUCCUAACAUAGACCUCUCUUUGCUAACCAUGCCUGACUCUUUGGUCAACAUGGGCAAUGACGCCAGUAGCGAAUCAGCAGGUGACGCAGUGCUCAACCUGCUCAUCACCCUGGCAAAAAACACAUCCAAACCUGAGCUUAUCAUGAAACCACUUUUGAACUACAUGAAGUCCUCCUUCAGUGGAGCUGUUUUGCAACUCUCGGAGGCUCUUCUCUGGUUCAUCCUCAAACUUGUCUCGGUCGAAAAGUGCCUUGGGUUGUUCAUCAAGAUGGGUGGCAUCAAAAUUGUGUGCCAGAAUCUUGUACGUAGCUGCUCGUCUGUGAUCAACACGCAACCUAGCCUGGUCUCGAUGGUCAUGCAGCACUUGUACCGUAAUACUCCGGUGGCACCGAGCAAGAAAGGCGCCACUCAGCUUGAAUCUGUCAAUGGCAUGUUGAACUUUGCUCCGCUGGGCGUGAUUUCCUCAAGCAACUUGACCACUCAGCCAGCAGACAGUUUGCUCCAAGCGUCACCUCCACAUCGACGUGCUAGGACACCUGCCUGGUCAUACCACUUCUACCCCGAUGAGCACUGGGUUGACCUUACCAUCAAUCUGCCUUGUUCAGUGCUACUAAAAGAAAUUCAAAUGCUGCCACAUCUCACAUCUUUAGCAACUUGCCCAUCGGCCGUUGCAAUUGAGAUAGCGAGAGAGCCGGGCUCGGCCUUCUUCCCAGUCUGCUCGCCAAUCAACACAAGUUGCCUCACCUUUGUGAGUCUGCGACUCCCUGUACCUGAAGUUGCCGGAUCCGUGCUUAUCCGUCUAUACAAGCCCAAAGACUCUUCGAAUAUUGGCCUCUCUCAGAUUCGUCUGUUGGGCUCGACCUCAUUUGGAGACAACUUCACGGUGACCAAAGGAAAUGUGAUGACCACCAACAAUGACCAAAAGGACGAGGAAACACUCACAAAGACUAGCUUCGGCUGGCUCCGUUUGCUGUACUUCACAAUGGUGAUGUCUCCACCAAGCUCGCCGAUGCUUAAAGAAGUUGUUGCUGCGGCUGCUGAAAGUGAGGAGGAGUUGCUGGAUGCAUGCUGUGCACUUCUGUUUGUGCCACCUCCUGCCUCCCUUUCACCUAGUCUGGAAAGAGUCCUACUCUACCUCGGCUUGCACAAUUCGGAACUUGGUUUAAAAGAAAUCAAUUUGUUGCUCCAUCACACAAGAGCAAGUGAAAUGCAAGGAUUUUUGACAGAAGGAGACUCAUCGCACCAGUCCGUGGUGGAGUUGCUUGCUCACUUGUGUCUCACUCAGGAUAGCAGCACGCACCUCAGAGUAGCAGCCUUACUAACAUGGCUGAAAGACAUAGCAGAGAGCAAUAUUAAACAAUCUUCGAGUGAAAACUGUGAUAAAUGCUAUCCAUCGGGAGUCUACAUUCAUGCAAGUGCUGCAAUUUUAUGGGCUAGCAAGGAAAAAGAAGUUUCGUAUGACCUUCCUGCUUUAAUCACAGGCGAAUUACCAAGUAUUUUGUACGAGUGGUCAGCCAAACUACCUGAGAGCGGGGCUUUAAAGAGAGCAGUUGACUGUGUUAUCUGCUCGCUCUGCUACAUCUCCCCACAGAUUUUCUCUGAUCUGCUCACCAAGAUUGGAAUUGAGUCUUUGGAAUCAAGAAAUGUCACAAGAGACACAAUUUUGACUGAAGGACAGCUUCUGACUAUUGCCAUGGCUUGUCAGUCUCCAAUGGCUGUAGACAGAUUCCUCAACUCUAAGCUGCCCAUCUUCUUGACCAAAUGCAUCCUUGACUGGUGCCACGGAAAUCAGGCUGAAAAAGCUUCCAGAAAAAAUCAAAAGCUCUUCUGCAGCCAUGGUGUACUUUCAACUGAAGGAGUUGCAGUUGUUCUUAAGUUUUUCGCUGACAUCUGCUGUGAAGGAAAAAUUAGAGACUGGCUCGGAUCUCCCGAAGGCUCAGAAUUUUGGCUUCCCCUGCUUUUGAAACUGUGCAACGAACGGCAACCUGAGAGCAGCAAGCUCUCGGAAGCACAUGCCAACGUUCAGUCUGCCACUGUCAUGUUCCUGUCACAGUGCACCACAUUCCACCCAGAAAAUCAACACCUGCUCUGUUCAGUUCUCUGCGAAGUGAUUCGACGCCAGCAAAGUUCUAGUCAAAAUCUCAAAUUUUUGCAUGGACUGUCUGGAUUUACCAGAAGACUGAUCCUGCAGCUCUUGCUGGAGAGCGAGAAAAUCUUGGUCUCCAUCAAAGCAGACUGCACCUUGAACCAAUGUCCGGUGAAUGCAACCCGGCAAGCAUCGCGUCAUCCUCGUCAUGGCACCGGCCAUCAAAAUCAGUUGCUGAUGCUGCGCUCGCAGUCAACAUGUGCCGACAUCUUGAAACUAAUGACAAUUCCAGCUUCAGUUGUUCCUUCGUCAGACCCAAAAGCCGAGGCCAGCCAGGAUUUGAAAGUGAGCUACUGUGACCCAAACAUGAGCUACCCUGACCAAAUGUCUGUUGCUGCUGGCGUCACUGCCCAGGACAAGAGGGCCAAGGAUGCAAGAAAUGCAAGUUCAGCAGCUGCAUCGAGUCAGGCCAGCGUUCUAGCAGGCUCGGCCAUGCUGGCAGCCAAUUGCUACUGCUUGCACCACAGAGCGUGGCCCAACCAAACCCUGCCCGUCCACCUGACAAUGUCCAACCUUCUGGCCGCCUUGAGAUUGAGCGGCCACUCACUGAGCUCUCCUGGCUUGACUUUGACCUUGAAUUACCUAAAUACAGAUGCUGAGAAAAUGGACUUUGCAGCACCAUAUCAAACAAUUUCUACACCUCUGCAAGUUUUUGCCCAGAUGGGAGGAUUGGCGCUUUUGGCCAAACACCUGCCCUUGGUUUACCCACAAGCGCUGAAAAUUCAGCCUCCAGAAGUUGCUAAAAAUCCAUCUCCAGACCCAGUAGACGCUGAUUGGGUCAAGGUUGAGGUUUCCGAAGACUUCUUAGACUCAUAUUCGCUUAAUGAAUUUUCUCAGGAUUUGGAGGAACCUCUUCCCAUUUCAACAUCUGCACCAAAAACUGGCAAUGUUCAUCCUUUGGUUACACCCUCAGUGCCUCCCCAUUCUCUAGUUGCAUUUGGACUCUUCCUGCGCCUCCCUGGCUAUGCAGAAGUCCUCUUGAGAGACAGGAAGAAGGCGCAGUGUCUGCUGCGUCUGGUAUUAGGCGUUUCUGACGACGGUGAGGGAGGAGAAAUUUUCAAUUCUUCGGUGGCGCCUUCCCUGCCAACUCUACCCUUCCAAGUGCUGAGAGAAUUGUUCGACUCGACGCCUCUGAAUUCCGACGACGGCCUUUUGCUGCGAGCAGCAACUUUGGAACAUGGCGCCAUUCAUCUUCUGCUCAACUGCCUGGCCCACUUCACACACCACACUGGCACCAAAAGCCCCGUCCAGUCCGAGUCCUCAAAGCCCUCCAACGGUGCCGAUCGGAGAUCAAAAAAGGCCCCUGAUGACAAGAGUCACCUGUACUGGGCCAAGGGAACAGGGUUUGGAACAGGCAGCACUCAACAGUCGUGGAAUGUGGAACAGGCCUUGCAGAGGCAGAAGGGAGAGGAGGAGUACGUCACUGUCCUGUUGCAAGUGCUGGCGAGUUUCAUCAACCCACUUGGUGCAGUGCCGGCGCACUUUUACUCUGAAGAUGAAAGCAGCAGUGAGGGAGAAACUGAGAGCAAGGAGAGAUCACCUUUGCCAGCCUCUUUUCCAAUGCUGCUCAGCCAGUCCUGUCUGCUUCCGGCUGUUUCUUCUUACCUGAGAAAUGAUUCAGUAUUGGACAUGGCGCGCCACAUUCCGCUGUACACGGCUGUACUCCAGCUACUGAGGGCAAUGGCAUUCAGUCCUCAGCUGGCCAACUUGUUGCUACCCUCUCCAACCUCGAGCGGUCGCAUGGAAGAUCUCUCAGUAGUGUGCCUUUUGACCAAAAUGAAGUCCUGUGUGGACACUUAUGCCUCAAGACUGAAAGGAGUGAAACCCAAAAAGGCUAGCAAAACUAGAAAGCAUGCUUUUGCAAACUUGAAACAGCAGGAGGAUGAAACAGACCAACAAGACGAGGAGGGUCUUGCCCAGUUGAUUCCAGACAUUCAAGAAACUGCCAAUUUGGUCCAGCUUGCUACUGAAAGGCUGGUUAUCGAAGAUGAUUUUGGAAGUGGCAGCCAGAGUGACAUUGGAAGCAUGGAAAAACCACUCCAAGUGUCUUUGGAAGAAAAAUACCUGGAAAUCAUGAGAAGAUUGAGAUUUGACUCAUUCGAGAUGAUUACGGAAAAUGAAGAAGCAAACGGCUUCCGAUUUGUUGUCGCUUACCACUUUGAGCCAAACAUGCGAGCUGCUGGAGACAGAUCUCUGCCGUCAAGAGUGAAAAGAUUGGCCCAGGAAACAGUGACGCUGUCCACCUCUCUACCGUUGUCUUACAGCAGCUCUGUUUUUGUCCGUUGCGACACAGACCGAAUGGACAUUAUGAAAGUCCUGAUCACCGGCCCUGCCGAGACGCCCUAUGCCAAUGGAUGCUUCGAGUUUGACGUUUUCUUUCCACCAGACUACCCGUCAUCACCAAUGCUCAUCAACUUACAAACCACAGGCCACCAAACUGUGAGGUUCAACCCUAACUUGUACAAUGACGGCAAGGUCUGCCUCAGUGUGCUCAACACCUGGCAUGGCAGACCUGAGGAAAAAUGGAACGCCCACACUUCAAGCUUCCUUCAGGUUCUAGUCUCCAUUCAGUCACUGAUUCUUGUACCAGAACCCUACUUCAAUGAGCCAGGGUAUGAAAGGUCAAGAGGCACACCUUCAGGCACCCACAGCUCCCGAGAGUACAACUCGAACAUCUACCAAGCGACGGUCCGAUGGGCCAUGUUGGAGCAACUGAGACAGCCAAGUCCUUGCUUUAAAGAGGUGGUUCACAAUCAUUUCUGGUUCAAACGUCACGAAAUCGAGCAACAAAUUGAUGGAUGGAUCAAAGAACUGGACAGUCAGAGCAGUGACAGGAGAACAGGGAGAGCAAUCUCGGUCAACUCCGUUUCACUCAAGAGACACUACCGUCAACUGAAGGAGGAACUGGCAAACUUGAAAGCGCCUGCUGGACUGGAAGAUUUGGCCCUGGCCAUGGAGCAGCAGCACCAGCAGCAGGCAAUCAGCUGCAGCCCCUCAACUUCAAAGGAGAGCACAAUGGAACCACUCCCUGGUGAGCCAACCACCCCUUCGACUCCCACACCCUCGAACCCUCCAACACCCACUGGAGAGCAGUCCUUGAUGCCCAACUCGGUCUACGACCCCGAGUUGGUGCAGCAUGUCUGAGUUAGUCGUAUUGUUCUUACAAUUUCCAAUAAAACCGCCGGCUUAAGUUAAAUGCAUUUCCUCACAAUAUACAAAUGUGUAUGAUGGUCAAGAGCCUGCCAACGUAAAUAGGAAGUCGCAGGUCGCCCGUUCACUUUAAGUAGCCACUGAUUUUUUUCUUGCAAUUCAAGUGCCAAGGCUCUUGACAGACUGAUGUCUUAUUUUUACGAACAGUUAUGAGUAAAGUUUUCAUUGCAACUCUUUGCCCCUCAUCAUUGUUUCCGCGUUUAGAGAAAUCUGUUUUUGAUCAAUUGAUGGUUGUUAUUAAAAGAUGACAGAAAAGAUUAAGAUUCAUCAUCUCGGCUGCAAAUAUUUAUAAACUUAGAUCCAAGAUUGGACAAAUGUCUGCAGAGUUGAUGAUUUGCAUACUGAUGUAAGGAUUACUGUUGUGUUGUAAAUAAAAUCUUACCUCCACUGUAAGAAUAAAAUUACUUUUGUUUAACAAAUCAUAAUCAACUUUUUUAAUCA
This is a messenger RNA of Neocloeon triangulifer, 14009 nucleotides long. RefSeq names its product baculoviral IAP repeat-containing protein 6 (gene Bruce). Lineage: Eukaryota; Metazoa; Arthropoda; Insecta; Ephemeroptera; Baetidae. Gene Ontology annotation, cellular component: nucleus. Gene Ontology annotation, molecular function: ubiquitin conjugating enzyme activity; cysteine-type endopeptidase inhibitor activity. The record is from RefSeq and is a predicted model, not a curated record. Gene Ontology annotation, biological process: regulation of cytokinesis; apoptotic process; negative regulation of apoptotic process. The transcript is spliced from 46 exons. The coding region runs from base 228 to 13502 and encodes 4424 amino acids.